Molecule: messenger RNA, 909 nt
Organism: Aspergillus clavatus NRRL 1
Lineage: Eukaryota; Fungi; Ascomycota; Eurotiomycetes; Eurotiales; Aspergillaceae
Exons: 2
Coding region: 1-909 (302 amino acids)
Cellular component (GO): mitochondrion
Source: RefSeq, a predicted model, not a curated record
AUGGAUCAAGACUACCCUGUCCGGCACUCACUCCCCUUCGGCGGCCAACGCAACAAGCUCGCCGAGUUCCUGACAGCGGAUCUGCUGGUAGCUGCAGGAUCAGCAACCCUGGUGACUCCCGCUGUCAUGAUCCUCGACCGACUGGUCGUCGAGAAGUCAUCCUACAACCAACCGCUUCUCCCGGCCUUUCGCCGACACCUCUGGCUCUCCAUCACGCAGCCUGCAAAUUUCCUCACAUCGCGGCCGGCUCUUCUCGUCUGGUCCCUCUACACCGCGACCUUCGCGACUGCAAACGCCACGGAGACCAUCCUGAGCAAAGUCUACCCCGCCGUCGACCAUGCCAUCGCAGGCACCACCACCUUCCUCUCGACCUUCGUGGUCAACUCCUCCGUGGGGAUCUGGAAGGACGUCAAGUUCGCCCAGCUAUUCGGCCACCAGGCUCCCGUCGCGAAAGCUCCCACCCCUACACCAGCUCCAUCCGCUGCCGCCACGCCGCCCAAGAUCCGCACCGUCACGCGUUCCUUUCCUCUCGCCACCUACUCCGCCUUCCUCGUCCGCGACGCCCUCACCAUCUUCGGCUCCUUCAACCUCCCCCCGCUCGUCUCCGCCUCAAUCCCAGACUCCAUCGCCUCCAGCGAGUACCUCAAGAUCCUCAUCGCGCAGCUCGCCGUCCCGGCCUCCAUCCAGCUCAUCAGCACCCCAAUCCACCUCCUCGGCCUGGACCUCUACAACCGGCCCAUCCAGCUGCCCGCCAAGGAACGUCUCGGCCGCGUCGGCCGCGACUGGAUCGGCGCGUCCCUGACUCGCAUGUGUCGCAUCAUCCCGGCCUUCGGGAUCGGCGGGUUCGCCAACACAGAGGGGCGCGCCUUCCUCCACGGCCAGCUCGAUCGGAUCGAAGCUGAAUCGUGA